Sorghum bicolor (sorghum) is the source of this 1081-nucleotide messenger RNA. Its product is annotated as alpha-amylase/trypsin inhibitor. Lineage: Eukaryota; Viridiplantae; Streptophyta; Magnoliopsida; Poales; Poaceae. The record is from RefSeq and is a predicted model, not a curated record. Gene Ontology annotation, cellular component: extracellular region. Gene Ontology annotation, biological process: defense response. The transcript has a single exon. Bases 67 to 762 code for a protein of 231 amino acids.
UCCACUAUAUAUGCAUCACUGCAGCUUACUCGAUCGAUCGAGCUGAACGUAGACAGAGAAACAAUAAUGGCUUCCGUCCUCCACCUCCUCCCGCUCGUCGUCGUCGUCGUCUUCCUCGCGGCGGCCGCUGCCGACGCGGCCACCUUCACCGUGACCAACAAGUGCCAGUACACCGUGUGGGCGGCGGCGGUGCCGGGCGGCGGGCAGCAGCUGGACAACGGGCAGACGUGGAGCAUCAACGUGCCGGCGGGCACGACGGGCGGCCGCGUGUGGGCGCGCACGGGGUGCUCCUUCGACGGCAGCGGCAACGGGCAGUGCCAGACUGGGGACUGCGGCGGCGUGCUGCGGUGCACGCAGUACGGGCAGCCGCCCAACACGCUGGCCGAGUUCGGGCUGAACCAGUACCAAGGGCUCGACUUCAUCGACAUCUCCCUGGUGGACGGCUUCAACGUGCCCAUGGACUUUUUGCCCGCCGGCGACGGCUCCGGGUGCCCCAAGGGCGGGCCGCGGUGCGACGCCGACGUCACGUCGCAGUGCCCCGCCGCGCUGAAGGCCACCGGCGGCUGCAACAACCCGUGCACCGUGUUCAAGACCGACGAGUACUGCUGCACCGGCUCGGCGGCCAACACCUGCGGGCCGACGGAUUACUCCAAGUUCUUCAAGGGGCUCUGCCCGGACGCCUACAGCUACCCCAAGGACGACGCCACCAGCACAUACACUUGCCCCGGCGGCACCAACUACAACGUCGUCUUCUGCCCAUGAUUCCAAUUUCCAUGAGCUCCAUCGAGCUGAACGUACGUAUGUAGUUGACCCACGAGACGUGAAAAAUAAAUAAAACUAGCACAAAUAUAUGAAUAAGUUAUGAAUAACUUGUGCAAGAACAAUUGAUACACCAUGCUCCACGUAGCAUGACAUGGUAUCUAGUACACACGUGAGUACGUACGUCGGACAUUUCUAUGUAUCCUUUAAUUCCAUUGUUCUAGUUUCAAGGUUGGCAUGCAAUUGAAUAUUGUGCAAUGAUAUAUCAGAUACAAAUUAAAGGCAUUUAUAAAGAAUAGUUACACUGAUAGUUUUGUUAUAA